ACGUGAUUCAUAUAGAUGUAAACUAACCUAGCUAAAAGAGGAAGUGAAGACGUUUAAUAUCGCAGUCUUUUUUGACUAGAGAUGUCUUGGUUGUGGAAUGCAUUUGAUUAUGUUCCAGUAGUCGGUACUGUAAAAAAUGGAGCAGAAGCUGUCGUCUCUCUUAUAGAUGGUGACAAGCAAGGAGCAGCCAUUAAAGGAACUCAAGCUUUGAUUGGUGGUACGCUUGACGUUCUAACAUUCGGAACUUCUGGAGCUAUUAGUAAGCUUGCUAUUAAAGAGAUGGCUAAACAAUCGGGCAAGGCAGUAGCGAAGAAUGUUGCUGGAAAAGUAGCUGCAGAAGCUGUUGUCAAUGUAGGCGGUAGGAUGGCAUAUUCGAAGUUAUCUGAAAUUAAGAGAAGAACACCAUGGCAUAUCGAACCAGACAACAGCCAAAUGCAAAGACCAGCACGUAGGGGAGAACAUGUGAUCAACAACAACGUUCUUAGGGUGUAUAGAGAUAUUAUUGAUGGCUUUGUUGGCGAUGUCACAGGCAUGGAUAUUCAAAGUCUUGUGGACACUGGAAGAUUAAGUUCGGAUUCACGUAUAGUGCAGGCAUAUUAUCAGCCUCUGCCCGAAGAGUUCAUGGAUCUCAUACGAAAUCGCAUGGUUGUACACGUAGAUGAAGACUAUCUAGAUAAGAAUUCUAUAAAUUAUGGCCAACAGAUAGAAAUAUUACGAGGUAGUGUUGGCAUGUAUAUGAGGUCUAUCUAUGAAAAUCUGACAUCAAAAGAUAGACUAGAUUCGAAUUCCGUUGGUAUCUCCUCCUGGGAGAGGCAAAUCAGAACAAUUGUAGAGGAUUUUAUCGCUGGUAAUUAUUUUGUAGACGAACAAGCUUUGGAAAUAUGGUUACGGAAACGAGGUAAUGAUCAGAAUACCUAUGAUGGAGGUCACCGUGAAGUUGUAAAAAUGUUUCGACGUCUGAUCUAUGAUGGAACCAACGAUGACGUCAUUCAAUGGGUGAACGAGCUUGUUGAUGCAUCAAAACGCUAAGACAAAAUAAACACGUUUUAUAGAGACUUAAUUAAUUUAUUGGGUUCAUAUAGAUACAGUUUACAUGACUAUUUCAAACUUUAAAUAAAAAAUCUUCGAAUUACAA
Mytilus californianus (California mussel) is the source of this 1135-nucleotide messenger RNA. RefSeq lists its product as uncharacterized. Lineage: Eukaryota; Metazoa; Mollusca; Bivalvia; Mytilida; Mytilidae. The record is from RefSeq and is a predicted model, not a curated record. The coding region runs from base 82 to 1029 and encodes 315 amino acids. The transcript has 2 exons.